CAGAGUGGAAUAAUAAGCCCAGGAGUGGCUUUGAGGACGGCUGGAAGUGCAAUGUCUUCCAAGUUCUUCCUAAUGGCUCUGGCCAUAUUUUUCUCCUUCGCCCAGGUUGUAAUAGAAGCCAAUUCUUGGUGGUCGCUAGGUAUGAAUAACCCUGUUCAGAUGUCAGAAGUAUAUAUCAUAGGAGCACAGCCUCUCUGCAGCCAGCUGGCAGGACUUUCUCAAGGACAGAAGAAACUCUGCCACUUGUAUCAGGACCACAUGCAAUACAUUGGAGAAGGCGCGAAGACAGGCAUCAAAGAAUGCCAGUAUCAGUUCAGACAUCGAAGAUGGAACUGCAGCACUGUGGAUAACACCUCUGUCUUUGGCAGGGUUAUGCAGAUAGGCAGCCGCGAGACGGCCUUCACGUACGCGGUGAGCGCCGCGGGGGUGGUGAACGCCAUGAGCCGGGCGUGUCGCGAGGGCGAGCUGUCCACCUGCGGCUGCAGUCGCGCAGCGCGCCCCAAGGACCUGCCGCGAGACUGGCUGUGGGGCGGCUGCGGUGACAACAUCGACUAUGGCUACCGCUUCGCCAAGGAGUUCGUGGACGCGCGCGAGCGGGAGCGCAUCCACGCCAAGGGCUCCUACGAGAGCGCGCGCAUCCUCAUGAACCUGCACAACAACGAGGCGGGCCGAAGGACGGUGUACAACUUGGCCGAUGUGGCCUGUAAGUGCCACGGAGUGUCUGGCUCAUGUAGCCUCAAGACGUGCUGGCUGCAAUUGGCGGACUUCCGCAAGGUGGGUGACGCCCUGAAGGAGAAGUAUGACAGCGCCGCGGCCAUGCGGCUCAACAGCAGAGGCAAGUUGGUUCAGGUCAACAGCCGCUUCAAUUCACCCACCACGCAGGACCUGGUCUACAUCGACCCCAGCCCCGACUACUGCGUGCGCAACGAGAGCACUGGCUCCCUGGGCACGCAGGGCCGUCUCUGCAACAAGACAUCGGAGGGAAUGGACGGCUGCGAGCUCAUGUGCUGUGGCCGUGGCUACGACCAGUUCAAGACCGUGCAGACUGAGCGCUGCCACUGCAAGUUCCACUGGUGCUGCUACGUCAAGUGCAAGAAGUGCACGGAGAUCGUGGACCAGUUUGUGUGCAAAUAG
Messenger RNA from Marmota flaviventris (yellow-bellied marmot), 1134 nucleotides. NCBI's taxonomy places the organism in Eukaryota, Metazoa, Chordata, Mammalia, Rodentia, Sciuridae. The record is from RefSeq and is a predicted model, not a curated record.